AUUGUUUAUGCCUUUUAUUUAGAAUACCCUGAAUUCCUAUACCCUUGCCUUCUUAUGUUCAUAUCACAAUUCAAUAGAUAUAGUAUAAAAGUGGUGUAAUUCCCGAGACGGAAAUUAUUAUUAGCUAAGAUCUGGGAAUCCCCUAUACUCAAUCGCCUAAAAAAGAGUAUAUAUACAAUAGUAUAAACACGUGCGCAAGUCGCAACAGCAGACAGCAGUUAUGAUUAAUAUCAGUGUUUGAGCGCGCGGCGCGCAUAAGUUAUAUACUCAAUCAUGCAGCACCGUGUUUUUUUUCGCCGACAAUUGUCAUCGGAGUAUUUUCAAUCUUUAAUUUCGAUACCUUUCUCCCAAUAACAAUUUGUUUCACUUUUUACAGAUAAGUAUAAACUAAAAUUCAAAUCCUUUUAAAAAUUAACCUAAAAAACAAGCAACAGGAAACAAAGCAAAAUAUGGCGAACGUGGUUUUGCUCUGUCUUUUUUGGUAUUUCAUCUCAACCUGGAGUAACGUCGUCACCAAGUCCCUCCUGUCGGAGUUUCCCCAUCCCAUGAGCGUGACGGUGAUCCAAUUGACAGUGGUGUCGCUUCUGACAAGUUUUUGGGGCAGUGGCAGAAACGUGGAAAAUAAAGACGUUAGCUGGGGAUACUACCUGAAGUUCAUCGUCCCGCUGGCCUUUGGCAAAUUCGUGGGUAACGUCUUGAACCACGUCAGCAUCUGGAAGGUGCCGGUUUCUUACGCGCACACCGUCAGAGCUUCGAUGCCAUUAUUUACAGUGGUACUGUCAAAACUAAUAUUACAAGAACAUCAAAGCGUCAAGAUUUAUCUAAGUUUGUUGCCGAUCAUUGGUGGUGUGGCUAUAGCAACUGUGACUGAGAUUAGUUUUAAUCUGACUGGGCUGCUCAGUUCUCUAGCUUCAACGAUGACUUUCUCAUUACAAAAUAUCUAUUCAAAAAAGGUAAUGCAUGACACUGGUAUUCAUCAUUUGAGUUUGUUAUCAAUGAUAAGUAAACUGUCAUUAUUCAUGUUUCUGCCAAUUUGGUUGGUAUACGAUGCACGCGAUAUGUUACAAAGUUUGAGUGCAGUUGAAAUUAGCAGUAGGACUUUAGCAUUGCUACUGCUGGAUGGCUUUCUCAAUUGGCUGCACAACAUUGCUGUUUUCUCAGUCAUGUCCAACCUUACACCCCUUACCUUUGCAGUGGCUAGUGCUUGCAAGCUCAUAUUUGUGAUUGCUGUAACAUUAGUUAUCAUUGGCAAUCCAGUAUCAACUGCGAAUGUUCUUGGCAUGGCAUUGGCAAUUACUGGUGUAAUAUGCUAUAACAAAGUUAAGUUUGAGCAAAGACAACUUGUAAUUGUUAAGAAGGCACUGUCUAGAUGAUGGCCUGUGCAGCUAAUUUUCAAAUAAGCUAUACCUAUUAUCUAGUCAAGUUACAACUAGAUUUUUUAAGUUUUUAUAAAUAUUUUUUACAGAAAUCAGUAUUUAUAGAAUAUUUAAAAAAAUUACAAGUAUUCUAUGUACAUACACUUUAGAAAUUAAUAUUAGAAUGAGAAAUUGAAAUAAAGUUAAAAAGUCUGCUUGUCUACUUGAGCGUCGAAAAAUCAGAUGUACAAAAAGAGAAAGCCCCCCACCCUGUAAAAGUAGGGCCUAUGGUUCGGUUUCUUAUUGGAAGAAAGCUGCUCCCUAACUUUCCGUGGUAACUACGUUCUAUUAAUACGGCAGGAAGUUGUUUCCAUACGAGGCUCAAAUAAAUUCAUUUACACCAAG
Messenger RNA from Nasonia vitripennis (jewel wasp), 1760 nucleotides. Its product is annotated as solute carrier family 35 member E1 homolog. NCBI's taxonomy places the organism in Eukaryota, Metazoa, Arthropoda, Insecta, Hymenoptera, Pteromalidae. Bases 450 to 1373 code for a protein of 307 amino acids. Gene Ontology annotation, molecular function: antiporter activity. Gene Ontology annotation, cellular component: Golgi apparatus. The record is from RefSeq and is a predicted model, not a curated record. The transcript is spliced from 3 exons.